Molecule: messenger RNA, 1596 nt
Organism: Dissoconium aciculare CBS 342.82
Lineage: Eukaryota; Fungi; Ascomycota; Dothideomycetes; Mycosphaerellales; Dissoconiaceae
Product: amino acid transporter
Exons: 3
Coding region: 1-1596 (531 amino acids)
Biological process (GO): amino acid transport; transmembrane transport
Cellular component (GO): membrane
Molecular function (GO): transmembrane transporter activity
Source: RefSeq, a predicted model, not a curated record
AUGCGUCGAAGGAGUGUCAUCACCGACGAUGCGCAUCUCGCUGCCCUGGGCAUCAAGCAAGAGCUGCAGAGGAAUUUCAGCCCGCUGUCUAUGCUAGGACUUGCGUUCGCCACGCUCAAUUCCUGGACGGCUUUUUCGACUUCGCUCAACCUCGCUCUCCCCAGUGGAGGUCCCACCGUCGUCCUAUGGGGCCUUGUCGCCGCGGGACUAUGCAACCUAUGUUUGGCAGCCAGUUUGGCGGAGUUCCUUUCUGCUUUCCCAAGCGCAGGAGGACAGUAUCAUUGGGUUGCUGUGAUCAGCUGGAAGAGAUAUAUGCCUAUAUUGAGCUGGGUCACAGGAUGGAUUAAUGUAUUUGGAUGGAUGGCCCUCGUUGCCGUGGGUGGCCUCCUCGGAAGCCAGCUGAUCCUAGGAAUCGUCGCCAUGCAUGAACUGGACUUUACUCCUCAGCCCUGGCAGCAAUUUCUCAUCUUCAUCGGGUAUAUCCUGGUCACUACCCUUUUGAAUGCUUUCGCAAACAGUUUGCUACCAUUGGUCAAUAAAGCUGCCAUUGUUUGGAGCGUGUUAGGAUUCGUCGUUAUCAGCAUCACGGUCCUCGCCUGUGCCUCGCCGAACUACAACUCGGCAGAUGUUGUGUUCCGACAAUUCCAAAACGAGACCAAUUGGCCCGAUGGAGUCGCCUGGUUGCUAGGCUUACUUCAGGCUGGACUCGGGCUGACAGGUUUUGAUGCCACUGCACAUAUGAUCGAGGAAAUCCCUAAUGCUGCUAUUGAAGGCCCAAAAAUCAUGAUUUACUGUGUCGCCAUCGGUAUAGGCACAGGAUUCGUCUUCCUCGUGUGCUUACUCUUUGUUGCGGGCAGCAUCCCAGAUGUUAUCGAGUCACGAUACGGCCCUCUUGGACAGAUCAUUCUUCAUGCCACUGGAAGCCGACCUGGAACUGUCUGCUUACUGAUCUUUCCGCUGGUUUGUAUAAUGUUCGCAACAAACUCAGCCAUGACAACUUCAUCACGCAUGACAUACGCUUUUGCGCGUGAUGGAGGGCUUCCGUUCUCGAAGUUCUUUGCGCGCGUGCACAAGAAGCUCGAUGUUCCACUGGAGGCGCUGGGCCUCACCACCCUGGUUGUUGUCAUAUUCGGUCUGAUCCUCAUUGGCUCGUCCAGCGCGUUCAGUGCUAUCAUCGCCGCUUCCGUCGUCGCUCUAGGCAUCUCUUACGCUAUGCCAGUGGCGAUCAAUUGUCUGCGUGGGCGAAGGAUGCUCCCAUCUACCCGAGCCUUCAUCAUGCCAGAAUGGUUCGCUUGGAUUGCCAAUAUCAUCGGAGUCUGCUAUGUGGUAUUGACCACAGUUUUAUUCCUAUUCCCGCCCGAGUUGCCCGUGAACGGCAUGAAUAUGAAUUACUGCGUUGUGGCCUUCGCUAUCGUGUUCGCAAUUAGCAUGAUUACCUGGAUCUUCGACGGACGAAAGAAUUUCACAGGUCCCAAGUUCGAAAUCAAUCAUCACGUCCUGAGCGCCGAGGAAGUUUCGUCGGAAGAUUUUUCUCCUAAUCAGACGCGAGACGACAUAAAUGAGGAGAAGAAACCAGUGACACAAACACAUUCUUAG